AUGGCAGGAGGAUUAAAGCGUGAGGUCAAGAGCGCUGGCAAAGCAGUGGGGUUCGGGAUGGUCAUUACAGUGUUGCCUUUUACAGCAGAGGCUAACAUUGCCCAGUCCACCUCAAACUCUAUUUUUCUAAAAAGAGACUCCCACGGAAACGGACCUGGUGGCUCGUUGCUUCAGGCUGCAACACUCCCUGCGUCUUACGAUGAUUAA
Molecule: messenger RNA, 207 nt
Organism: Dovyalis caffra
Lineage: Eukaryota; Viridiplantae; Streptophyta; Magnoliopsida; Malpighiales; Salicaceae
Source: the annotation of a GenBank genome assembly